AUGGGACUUGAAUUAUUGCUUUUGAAAACACUCCUUUUAACUCUACCGGUCCUUUCCUAUGCUGAUGGAAACUCGACUCGAGAACUACUAAUACCGAAAGAGGAAUGUGAGAAAAUCUCAAGCGUGGAGGUCCGCUAUAAUGAGUUCUACGAGCUCUAUCUUGGCCAUAGUAAUGGAGAAGAUGACAUUCAUGAACAUGGAAUCAUAUACCAGAGCUUAAUUAGAGCGGUAAAUGCUUGCUGUCCUGGAAUGGCCCUUAAUUUUACCCUUGUGAAUAGAUCUGCUGAAUCCUUAGUUCAAGAAGACAUAUUGCAUCAUCAUGACGUACAAAACAGUUCUCAUUUGAUUUUCUAUUUUCCGGAGUUCACACCACAAGGGAAUUUAGGUACGAGAAAAAUAUGA
Molecule: messenger RNA, 402 nt
Organism: Paramuricea clavata
Lineage: Eukaryota; Metazoa; Cnidaria; Anthozoa; Malacalcyonacea; Plexauridae
Source: the annotation of a GenBank genome assembly